This is a messenger RNA of Gorilla gorilla gorilla (western lowland gorilla), 1242 nucleotides long. Its product is annotated as membrane-spanning 4-domains subfamily A member 6A. The record is from RefSeq and is a predicted model, not a curated record. Gene Ontology annotation, biological process: cell surface receptor signaling pathway. Lineage: Eukaryota; Metazoa; Chordata; Mammalia; Primates; Hominidae. The transcript has 6 exons. Gene Ontology annotation, cellular component: trans-Golgi network; plasma membrane. Bases 9 to 644 code for a protein of 211 amino acids.
ACACCAUUAUGACAUCACAACAUGUUCCCAAUGAGACCAUCAUAAUGCUCCCAUCAAAUGUCAUCAACUUCUCCCAAGCAGAGAAACCUGAACCCACCAACCAGGGGCAGGAUAGCCUGAAGAAGCGUCUACAGGCAAAAGUCAAAGUUAUUGGGAUUAUCCAGAUCUUGUGUGGUGUGAAGGUAUUGAGCAUGGGAAUCAUUUUCGCAUCUGCUUCCUUCUCUCCAAAUUUUACCCAAGUGAUUUCUAUGCUGUUGAAGUCUGCUUACCCAUUCAUAGGACCCUUGUUGUUUGUCAUCUCUGGCUUUCUAUCAAUUAUCACAGAGAAAGGGUUAACCAAGCCUUUGGUGCAUAGCAGCCUGGCUGGAAGCAUUCUGAGUGCUCUGUCUGCCCUGGUGGGUUUCAUUCUCCUGUCUGUCAACCUGGCUGCAUUAAAUCCUGCCUCAUUGCAGUGUAAGUUGGACGAAAAGGAUAUACCAACCAGACUCCUUCUUUCUUAUGAUUAUCAUUCACCUUACACCAUGGACUGCCAUAGAGCCAAAGCCAGUCUGGCUGGAACUCUGUCUCUGAUGCUGGUUUCUACUGUGUUGGAGUUCUGCCUAGCUGUGCUCACUGCUGUGCUGCAGUGGAAACAGACUGUCUGACUUCCCUGGAGUGUGCUUUUCCUGCCUCACAGUUACUCAUGUCCUCAAAGACGACUCAUGAUGCUGGAUAUGAAGAACUAUUGACUUCUUGGGAAAAAAUGGAGAAAUAUUAAUUGGAAAGUUGAUUUUUAUGAUAAUAUGGAAAACCUAACCAUUAUAAAAAAGCAAACUUGAGUUUCCUAAAUGUAAGCAUUUAAAGUAAUGCAUAUUUGUUUUAAAAAAUUAUUUCGCUGUCAUUUAUGAUAUGUGUUCAUUGGGGAUCUCUUGGUUUGCCUGAUACUGACUUCAGCAAAAGCACAGGGCUGUAAAUUACCAUUUACUAGACUAGCCAAAUAGUCUUAGACAUUUCCCAGAAAACUAGGCAGAAUGAUGAUUCAAUAGAUCACAGUGAGGCAAAGGAUACAGCUUUUUCUUAUACUCCUCAAUUGUCAACAGGAGUUAACCGAUUUGCUGUGGUGCGCAGACUCUUUUAUCACAGGUGCUACUGAUUUAUCCCAUGUAUUUUACUCAUUAGUGCAUAAAGGCAAACCCCAUAAUGAAGUCUCCGAGUGUACGAAAGUAGCCGGCUUCAAAAUAAAAUCUUUGAGUGCAUACUUUA